This is a messenger RNA of Manis pentadactyla (Chinese pangolin), 1969 nucleotides long. Its product is annotated as igE-binding protein-like. Gene Ontology annotation, molecular function: structural molecule activity; nucleic acid binding; zinc ion binding. Lineage: Eukaryota; Metazoa; Chordata; Mammalia; Pholidota; Manidae. The record is from RefSeq and is a predicted model, not a curated record. Gene Ontology annotation, biological process: viral process. The transcript is spliced from 2 exons. Bases 329 to 1969 code for a protein of 546 amino acids.
UCAGCACAGAGCAUGAGAGCUAUAUAAGCUGGCCCCUUCGUUUAGUCUGGGUCCUGCCCGACACAUUUGUUUCACAAAGAGCUGAAGAUUAAAGCUUUCUGCAGAAGAAUCCUGCUGUUGUUGCGUGCUGUUCUUGCCGGCGAGGACGGGGCGCGCGACAAGUGGUGCCGAAACCUGGGAACCAGAACAUCACCGGCACAGGGAGGACCCUUCAGACAUCUGGAGAGGAUUCAGAACUGCAGGAUUGAAGAAAACCCGGAGUGGUAAGUUCCGAGAGACGCGCUUUUAAGGGUAGGGGCUGAUGGUUCUCGGUAGAUAAAGAGACACUAUGGGAAACGCGCCGUCAUUAGUCACAGCGCUGCAGACAGCGCUCAAAGAGCGAAAUUUGAAGGUCUCCAGCAAAGUCUUAGGAUCUUUUGUGAAGGAGGUAGACCGCGUCGCUCCCUGGUUUAUCUGUUCAGGGUCCCUCUCCAUCCCGAGUUGGGACAAGUUAGGGAAAGAUCUUGAUAGAGAAGAAGAAGAGGGACACUUGAGAGGAGGCACUAGACCACUAUGGAAGCUGAUUAGAGCUUGCCUACAAGAUGAAAAAUGUGAAAAGGUGAUAAAGGCAGGACAGAGAGCUUUGACAGAGAUCCAAGAAAGCAUGUCAGAAACGGAACGGGAGACAGAGCUAGCUCGCGGCCGAAAGAGGACCGCUAAAAUGAAAGUUAAAAAACCCCAGAGUGAGGGGGAAAGUCCGCCCAGGGCAAAAGUGAAAGAGCCCCGAGGAGCAGGUGACGACCGCCUCGGAGAAAGUAGCAAGUACCCAUGGGAAGAGUUGAGAGAGCUUCAACUCUCCGACAGGGAGCCAGAGGAGGAGCUCAUAUCCUCGGAAGAGGGGGGAGAGACCAGGACCGUGAAAUGCGGAAGUGAGAGAACUAGCAAGGCUGAAAGGCAGACCAAAGAGAAAAUGAAAGCAGGGUGCUCUCCGUCGCCCACUGCUCCGCCACCUUAUGUGAGCGGUACACAUACUUUCUGUCACCCAGAUACCAUACAAGCAAUUAAGCAAAUGUUCCCUGUGUUUGAGGACAACGGGGUACGCUCCCACCAGCCCCUAAGCCAUAAACAAGUUAAAGAUUUAGCAGAAUCCGUUCGGGCUUACGGAGUCAGUGCUAACUACACCUUAGCACAGAUUGAAAGGUUGACAGAGACAGCUAUGACACCUACAGAUUGGCAGUAUGUGACUAAAGCAUGCCUUACUAGCAUGGGACAAUAUAUAGAGUGGAAAGCGUUGUGGCAUGAUAUCAGCAUGACCCAGGCACGUGCAAACGCUGCCGAAGGGCAACCCGCGUGGUCGUAUGAUAUGUUGGCAGGCCAGGGACAGUGGGUGGCCAACCAGACCGCCUUCCCCGCACAGGUGUACGCACAAAUAAACGCGUGCGCUGCUAAGGCAUGGAAAGCCCUCACUAACAAAGGGGAAGUGUCAGGCAAUUUGACAAAGAUUAUCCAAGGGCUGAGCGAGCCAUUUUCAGAUUUCGUCGCUUGCAUGAUGGAGGCCGCGGAUAGAGUAUUUGGGGACCAAAAGCAAGCUAUGCCCCUGGUGGAGCAAUUAGUAUUCGAGCAGUGUACCAAAGAAUGCAGGCAAGCGAUAACACCCUGGAAACAGAAGGGGAUGCAUGCUUGGCUAAAAGCCUGCAGAGAAAUAGGGGGACCACUCACCAAUGCGGGCCUAGCCGCGGCUAUAUUACAAAGCCACAAACAAGCCAGAAUUACCAAUAAAAAUAUUAAAUGUUUUCAAUGUGGGAAAUUAGGACAUAUAAAGAGAGAAUGUAGAAGCCCAACUUUAGAGCACACGACCCAAAACCAAACCCCGUUGCCACAUGGAGAAACAGUCUACACAGAUGGAUCCAAGACAAGUACAGGUGCCUAUGUCCAUAAUGGCGAAGUUGUGACAAAAAACUAUACACCCAAUACUCCACAGAUAGUAUAA